Aspergillus tanneri is the source of this 1308-nucleotide messenger RNA. RefSeq names its product putative cell wall glucanase (Utr2) (gene utr2). The record is from RefSeq and is a predicted model, not a curated record. Gene Ontology annotation, molecular function: glycosyltransferase activity; chitin binding; hydrolase activity, hydrolyzing O-glycosyl compounds. Lineage: Eukaryota; Fungi; Ascomycota; Eurotiomycetes; Eurotiales; Aspergillaceae. The transcript has 3 exons. Bases 1 to 1308 code for a protein of 435 amino acids. Gene Ontology annotation, biological process: fungal-type cell wall organization; carbohydrate metabolic process. Gene Ontology annotation, cellular component: fungal-type cell wall.
AUGGUGCGCUUGGUUUCGUCGUUCUUGCUGGCCACUUUGGCAGCAACCUCCGUCUGGGCUGCCGACCCCCCUAAGUGCGGCGCCGGUUCGAAAUGCCCCAAGGAAUAUCCUUGCUGCUCCCAAUAUGGUGAGUGCGGUACGGGUGCCUACUGCUUGGGAGGUUGCGAUCCUUUGACCUCCUUCUCUCUCGAUUCCUGUGCCCCCGAGCCCGUCUGCAAGAGUCAGACGUACAAGUGGGACAACUUGGAUAGCGCCGCUAUGAACACCAAAUAUCUGGGUGAUGCGUCGAAGAGCGACUGGGUCUACAGCGGAUUCCCCAAGGUGGAGGAUGGCAACCUGCUCCUUACCAUGCCCAAGGAGAGUGUGGGUAGCUUGUUCGCCAACAACCACUAUAUCUGGUACGGCAAGAUUUCCGGCAAGAUCAAGAGUAGUCGUGGUUCUGGUGUGGUCUCUGCUUUUAUCCUGCUUUCGGACGUCAAAGAUGAGAUCGAUUUCGAGUUUGUCGGCAGUGAUCUGGCGAAUGUACAGACCAACUACUACUUCCAGGGUAUUUUGGACUAUGGCCAUGGCGCAAAUGCAUCGGUGGAUUCGAAUACUUUCGAGCAGUGGCAUGAUUACGAGAUCGACUGGAAGCCAGACCAGAUCACUUGGUCGGUUGACGGCGAUGUCAAGCGGACCUUGACCCGUGAAUCGACCUGGAAUGAAACCAGCAACCGCUACCAAUACCCCCAGACUCCGUCGAGAAUGCAACUUUCGCUGUGGCCCGCCGGUCAAGCCAGCAACGCCGCGGGAACAAUUGCGUGGGCCGGUGGUGAAAUUGACUGGGACAGCGAGGAUAUCAAAGACAAGGGAUACUACUACGCUACGUUUGGAGAGAUCAAGGUGGAAUGCUACGACCCCCCCAAGGAUGCCGUCAAGAAGGGAGACAAGGCCUACAUCUUCACCAACAGUGAUGGCAUUGAAAGCUCCAUCCAGAUCACUAACAACAAAACUGUGCUAGCCUCCUUCGGCGCUAGCGGUCUCGACAUGGAUGUUAAGCCCAAGUCUUCCGGAACGGCCACGGGCACUGCGACUGGCAACAACACGGUUCCCGAGAACCGUGGUGGAUCCGGCAAUGAACCUGGAAGCUCGAACGGCAGCUCGGGCGGUGGCAGCUCGGGCGGCUCUGGCAGCUCUGGAUUCAACCAAGGUGGCUCUGAUGAUAGCAGCACUACUGGUUCGAAUGGAGCCUCCUCCGCUAGCGAGCGUGUUCUGCGCAGCUCAUUCCUUGCUGUCCUGGUGGCGAUCGUUGUGCUGGUUGCCCUGUGA